UCAACCCAUUUUUAUCGAGGUAACUUUGAUUCUGCAUAUUAGAUUAAACUCUCUCCCAAUUGGUAAAAAAAAAUGAAACUUGAUUCCUCUUCUCAACAUUUGAAGGCGGUGUUCGAAUAAUUUCAUUCUAAUUUUUAGUUGGUUCAAUUCAUCCAAUUGAAACUGAAACCCACAAAAUUGAUGAAUCAUUGAGUCCAUUAUCGUUGACAUAUGGUAAUGGGUUUGCCAAGGUUUGGUCGUCCAAAGAACGCUGAUGAACUGAGCUCUAAUCUAUUCGUGGCAAAUUGUGGACAAGCCGUGGGAAUUUCCGAUAAUGAUAUUGUUUCUGUUUUCUGCAAAUUUGGGGAACUCAAUGGAGUUUAUGCAGCUGAUGAUAGUGGCACACGUGUCAUUGUAUCUUAUUCUGAAGUUAGUUCUGCACAAUCUGCUCUAAUGGCAUUACAUGGAAAGCCAUGUCCUCAACUUGGAGGUCGUUCUUUGUAUAUUCGUUAUUCAGUGCUUCAGCCAAAUCCACAGGAUCAAGUGAAGGACUUGGUUUCUGUAUCUAUGACAGCCUUAGAUCUGAACAUUCCCGGACUUUACCUAGUUCACGACUUCGUUAGUGCUAAAGAAGAAGAGGAAUUGCUCCAGGCCGUUGACAGUAGGCCUUGGAAUUGUCUUGCCAAAAGAAGGGUUCAACACUAUGGUUAUGAGUUUUGUUAUGAUAUUCGGAAUGUUAAUACCAAGCGAUGCUUAGGUGAGCUUCCCUCAUUUCUGUCUCCAAUACUUGAAAGAAUAUCAUCAUGUCCAACUUUCAAGAAUGUUGACCCUGAUAGCAUAGUUUUGGACCAACUUACGGUAAAUGAGUACCCACCUGGAGUGGGUUUAUCGCCUCAUAUAGACACUCACUCUGCAUUUGAAGAUUUAAUUUUCAGCCUUUCAUUAGCGGGGCCUUGUAUAAUGGAAUUCAGACGAUAUGAAGACGGCGACUGGCGCCCUAGAGUUGCCUCAAGCACUGUUACAAAAGUAGAAAGUCCAGAAGAUGGCUCAAAUUGUAUUAAGAGGGCUAUCUAUCUCCCCCCUAGAUCUUUGCUACUUUUAUCCGGUGAAGCACGAUAUGCAUGGCAUCAUUACAUUCCACACCACAAGAUUGACAAAGUGAAUGGAAGAGUCAUCCGAAGGGCUUCAAGAAGGGUAUCUUUUACAAUUCGUAAGGUUAGAGCAGGUUUGUGCAAAUGUGAAUUUCCUCAGUAUUGCGACUCUCAAAGAUGAUGUUUUACCAAAAUUGCAAAGAAGAUUAAAACGUAAAGCGUCAAAUAUCUAUCGUUGAGAGUUGCAAUGAACAUAAUCUGAAGGUUAAUAGGUUAUCUUCCUGCAGACAAUCCGGUUUUACUCGAACAAACAUGCAAGCAUUACAACCUAGAAAGGAAAUCAAUAGUUGGGUGGGCACUCAUGCUGGGAAGGACAAUAUUUAUAAGCUAAUUUUCCACCGAAAAAUAUUUAGGUGUCACUUCAUUAUCUUGGUUCUGUCCUACCAUUUUCUUGUUGUAGCAAUACAGGACUCCAGUUAUAUAUUAGCUUUCAAGGAACAUAUUUAUACCUAUUUAUGAUUCUCCAUAUUCAAUAUAGGUCAAUUUUGUACCUCAA
Molecule: messenger RNA, 1626 nt
Organism: Lathyrus oleraceus (garden pea)
Lineage: Eukaryota; Viridiplantae; Streptophyta; Magnoliopsida; Fabales; Fabaceae
Product: alkylated DNA repair protein ALKBH8 homolog
Exons: 8
Coding region: 211-1251 (346 amino acids)
Biological process (GO): demethylation
Molecular function (GO): oxidoreductase activity; demethylase activity; RNA binding
Source: RefSeq, a predicted model, not a curated record